CAUAUCCAGCUGGCCGUCAACUUUGCCCGUACGCUGAACCUGCGUCUCGUUGUCAAGAACACCGGCCACGACUUCAAUGGUCGCUCCGUCGGUGCUGGCGCUCUGUCCAUCUGGACCCAGCGCUUCAAGAGCAUCAACUACUACAAGUCCAUCCAGAUUGGCUCUUACACCGGCGCUGCCAUCAAGGUCGGAGCUGGUGUUGUUGGCCAGGAGGUCUACCAGGCCGCUGAGAACUACGGUGUCACCGUUGUCGGUGGUGAGGGUAUGAGUGUUGGAUAUGCCGGUGGUUACCUUGCUGGUGGUGGCCACUCUCCUCUGUCUCCCCUGUACGGCAUGGGUGCCGAUCAGAUCCUGAGCCUCGAGGUUGUCACCCCUGAUGGUCGCUUCAUCACCUGCAGCGGCACCCAGAACACUGAUCUCUUCUGGGCCCUUCGCGGUGGAGGCGGCAGCACCUUCGGUGUCGUCACCUCCUACACCGUCAAGGCCUACCCCAAGCUCAAGACUGCUGUCAUGAGCUUCAACUUCAGCACCAGCUCUUCCGUCUCCUACGAUACUUUCUGGCUUGCCGUCAAGGCCUUCAUGAAGCUCAUCCCUACCUUCAACGCCGCUGGCAACUACGAGUACUGGAACAUCUGGCACACCGGCCCCAACACCCUGACCUUCUCCAUGGUUCCUUGGUUCGCGCCUGGCCACACCCUUGCUGAGCUGCACACUCUUGCCAAGCCUCUCUUUGACACUUGGGCCAGCCUCGGCAUCACUUUUGAUGUCACUGAGUCUGAGCAUGCCAGCUACUACCCUGCCUGGAAGGCUGGUUUCCCCCGUGAGUCUGUCGGCGGCACCACCUCCAAGACUGCCGGUCGUCUGUUCCCCAAGGACACCCUUACCGAUCCCGUCAAGUUCGAGACUUCCUUCAGCGCCUUCAAGGGCCUCUCUGACAAGGGCGGUAACAUCAUUGCCUUCGGCAUCACUGGUGGCCCUGGCCCCUACCCUGACAAUGCUGUCAACCCCGCGUGGCGCAACGCCUCCAUGUUCGCCAUCUCCGUCAUCAGCUGGGACACUGGCAGCUCGUGGGAUGUCAUUGCGCAGAAGAGCAAGCUCCUGACCAACGACUGGAUGCAGCCGUGGCGCGAUGCCACCCCCGGCAGCGGCACCUACGCCUCCGAGUCCGAUGUCACCGAGCCCAACUUCAAGCAGUCCUUCUACGGCACUGACAAGUACGCUCGUCUGCUCUCCAUCAAGAACCAGGUCGAUCCUACCGAUCUCUUCUACGCCCUCCAGGGUGUUGGCAGCGACGAGUGGUACAUCACCGGCCAGGUCGAUGGUGUUCCCACCCAGAACGGCCGCCUGUGCCGCGUUUAAAAUUCAUGGCAUGCACGAUCACGCUCGUUACUAUUCGCUUCUUUAGGCGCAAUAAGUACAUAGACGUCCACCUAUUGACCUAAUGCCAGCCAAUGUUAUUAUAGUUUUAUUUAUCCCCCAGCAUCAUGUUGGGUAUUUGAACAUAAUAGAUACGUACUUGUCAAUAUUGAUAUUCUCGCGUCUUUCGCACAUGACUUUCCCAUGACUGAAGCCUGAAAUUGCCAUCCCGUAAUAUUCCC
Ilyonectria robusta is the source of this 1598-nucleotide messenger RNA. RefSeq lists its product as uncharacterized. The record is from RefSeq and is a predicted model, not a curated record. The annotation marks the transcript as partial. NCBI's taxonomy places the organism in Eukaryota, Fungi, Ascomycota, Sordariomycetes, Hypocreales, Nectriaceae. Gene Ontology annotation, molecular function: oxidoreductase activity; FAD binding. The transcript is spliced from 2 exons.